AAAAUUACCAUACUCGUUGAUGGUUAUGACACUGCCUAACUGAGAGUGAAUGUAAGAAGCGUUGACUCCGUGUUAUGAUAGUUACGGUAAUAGCGUAGCAACGACACGCAGCGCUACCAAGCGACCCCUCGCGGUACAGCAAGUUCCACCUCGUUCCCAAACUUUCCCACCGACGUGGUCUCUCCUCUUCUGCGUGACCAUGGCGCUCUCCCCCGACCUCUUCGCUGUAUACGUGGCGUCGCAAGUGCUUUUUCUAUGCGGAGGAUCGGUCAGUUCGGACGGCGUUUCGUCGCUGCUGCAACCCUAUGACUUUUUAUACUACACUGGGGUGCGUUCGUACUUCAACGGGCAGUGGGCGAAGGCUGCGGAGCUGAUAGAGAGGUCCCUUGUGACCAAGGAGGCUCUGUUUAAGGUCCGAAGGCAGUGUUAUGAGGAAUGUGGAUCUACGGGAGGAGAUGUACUUCAAAAACUAGACACUGAGGAAGGGAGCCUGUGGGACCUUUGGGCCCUGGACUGGGUGCAGAAGAAGGCAGAGUGCUUGAGGUUCUGUGUGGGACGCUCGGUUAGCCAUGUGGGACAGCUUCCCGUUUCCACGGACAUCGAGUACGAGUUUGGCUCACGUAACGUGUACAACUUCCUGCAGGUUACAUAUUAUAAGAUGGAAAAACUGAAGAAGGCAGCGGCGGCAGCCCAGACCUACUUUGUGGCCAACCCAACUCACCUGGAGAUGAGGAACAACAUCGAGAAGUACCGAAGGAUGGACGGCGUGAGCGACGAAGCCUUUUACGACCGAGAGACAGACAGCGAGAAGCACUGGUUUCUGUACGAUUCGGCACUCCAACUGGAGGAGACGUCCAAGUGGGCGCAGGCGGCGGAUGAAUGGCGAGCGUGUGUCAACGAAACACUGCGUCAGAUCGAGGAGUGCAGGGUGCAGUGCGUGGUGGCUGCGCAGCGUCUGCCUGAGGACCGGGGAGUUGACACCGUCGAUGGUGUCUUUGAGAAAGCCGCGGCUCUUUCCCUCUCGCUGUUGUCGUGCCAGCAGUCGUGCGUGACACAGGUGGCCACCCGUCCCGGCAGGGUCUCCUCUCAGGACGACUUUCUGCCCACUCAGCUGGAACACCUGCACCUCGCGCAGUUUAAAGCUGGAGAUGUGAGAGGUGCGGUGCAGACGCUUCGCUCCCUGCUCCUCUUUUACCCCUCAGACAAGGACUCCAUCGACAACCUGCAGCUCUACCAAGAGACACUAGGGGGAGACAAAGAGUCACAAGACCCACAGCCUGCGCAGGACAUCGUCCGCUAUGUCAAACGCUCGCUAGAGGAGAAGGAGCUUCUUUAUUUUGGCAUGGAGAACCUAAACUACACCUUCACUGACCCAGAUCUUUGGACACCAGAAGAUGUUGUCCCAGAAUCCCUGAGGGAAUCAUGGAAAGCUGAGAAGGACAAGAUGACUGAGAAGACAAAAGAGGAGGAGCAGCAAGAGGAGGUGGACGACAGUGGCUUCUUUGCAGGUGGUCCAGUCCGCCAGGUGGGUGUGACCAUCACCAUGGACGAGCUGCUCCUAAACGGGACCAACCGGGUGGUGCUGGACGGAGUCACCACUGAGAAGGAGUGUGACAGGAUGUUGCAGCUGGCCGCAGCGGUUGCAUCAGCAGGAGACGGUUACCGGGGGAGACGGUCACCGCACACUCCUCAUGAGACGUUGGACGGCCUCACCUUGCUCAGAGCUGUCAAGCUGGCUCAGGACGGCCUGGUCAACCAAACGGACGCCAAGCUGCUGCACGAGCUCGGGGAGAGGGCCCGUAUCCUGCUGCAUUCCUACUUUAGGAGUCCCUCGGGACUCUUUGUCGCCUUCACACACCUCGUCUGUCGGAGUGCCAUUGAAGGGGACCAAGAGGGCCGAAUGGAUUUGUCUCACCCGGUCCAUGUGGACAACUGUCUCCUUGAGCCGGACACCAGGCAGUGUUGGAAAGAACCGCCUGCCUUCAUUCACAGAGACCUCAGCGCCAUCCUCUACCUGAAUGACAACUUUGAUGGUGGUGAGUUCUUCUUCACCAACAGGGAUGCCAAAACAGUCACGGCCCGAGUCAAACCGACGUGCGGCCGUCUGGUCGGCUUCUCGUCGGGACCCAUCAAUCCGCACGGCGUUACGGCGUUGACAAAAGGUCGCCGCUGCGCGCUGGCCCUUUGGUUCACCAAAGAGAAGCUCUACAGGGACAUGGAGCGAGAGGAGGUGGAAAACGGGUGGGCCCCCGGUGGGCAGCGCGUGGCGCAGACAGAUGACAUGGCGGGCGGCGGUGGCGGACAGAACAGGACAGGAGAGGAGAGGAGCGAGGGACUGGCCAAGGGGAGCAUCAGGCCUGUUGCAAAAGUGAAUGGAAAGUGCUGUGACGAUCAGCGGCUGACUGACUGCUACACUGGUGUGAUUACAUUUUAG
This is a messenger RNA of Hippocampus comes (tiger tail seahorse), 2434 nucleotides long. It is a transcript of the gene p3h3, whose product is annotated as prolyl 3-hydroxylase 3. The transcript is spliced from 17 exons. Gene Ontology annotation, biological process: collagen metabolic process. Gene Ontology annotation, cellular component: endoplasmic reticulum. Gene Ontology annotation, molecular function: iron ion binding; L-ascorbic acid binding; protein binding. The coding region runs from base 200 to 2434 and encodes 744 amino acids. NCBI's taxonomy places the organism in Eukaryota, Metazoa, Chordata, Actinopteri, Syngnathiformes, Syngnathidae. The record is from RefSeq and is a predicted model, not a curated record.